This is a messenger RNA of Opisthorchis viverrini, 267 nucleotides long. RefSeq lists its product as hypothetical. The record is from RefSeq and is a predicted model, not a curated record. NCBI's taxonomy places the organism in Eukaryota, Metazoa, Platyhelminthes, Trematoda, Opisthorchiida, Opisthorchiidae. The coding region runs from base 1 to 267 and encodes 88 amino acids. The transcript has a single exon.
AUGGUUGUCCGAGACGCUACGUACUCAGCCAGCGGUGAAACUGGCCAAUCCAUGCGGCACUGGGUUUCCUCCCAGUUUGGAAAGUUAUUAGACUGCCGAUGUCGUGCUCAUAAUGGUGUGCACCAAUUACUGAGGUGCAGUAUCAACCUUAGCCUUUACGUGGGUCGCGAAGCAGGCCAGUCUGAUCGUUCCGCACGGAUGAACACAGCAAACACCGGUAAAGACCGGAAUUCAUCUCAUGCUUCCCCAAUGACCAGUGCAAGAUGA